Molecule: messenger RNA, 846 nt
Organism: Pimephales promelas (fathead minnow)
Lineage: Eukaryota; Metazoa; Chordata; Actinopteri; Cypriniformes; Leuciscidae
Source: RefSeq, a predicted model, not a curated record
UGUCAGUGGCGCCAACCUCCAGGCAAAGAGAUCUAUCGCAGAAACAAUAUCUCAGUAUACGAAGUUGAUGGGAAGGACCACAAGAUCUACUGUCAGAAUCUGUGUCUCCUGGCAAAGCUGUUUUUGGAUCAUAAAACACUUUACUUUGAUGUGGAGCCGUUCAUCUUCUACAUCCUCACUGAAGUCAACAAACAGGGAGCACAUAUUGUGGGUUACUUCUCUAAGGAGAAAGAGUCUCCAGAUGGGAACAAUGUAGCUUGUAUUCUCACUCUUCCUCCAUACCAGCGAAGAGGAUAUGGAAAAUUUCUAAUUGCAUUUAGUUAUGAGCUAUCUAAGCUGGAGAGUACGGUGGGGUCUCCAGAGAAACCUCUUUCAGACUUGGGGAAGUUGAGUUAUAGGAGUUACUGGUCAUGGGUACUACUAGAGAUUCUGCGAGACUUCAGAGGGACUCUGUCCAUCAAAGACCUCAGUCAGAUGACAAGUAUCACUCAGAGUGACAUCAUCAGCACACUACAGUCUCUUAACAUGGUCAAGUACUGGAAAGGUCAGCAUGUCAUCUGUGUCACACCCAAACUUGUAGAGGAACAUCUCAAAAGUGCUCAGUACAAGAAACCCCCAAUAACAGUGGACACACAUUGUUUGAAAUGGGCACCUCCUAAACACAAGCAGGCCAAGUUCUCUAAAAAAUGAGGAGAGUGAGACUGUCCCUUCAUCCCAAAUGUUUUUUCACAGCUAACAUUAAAUGUCAUGUAGAAAUACUCUCUCCAAGAGGGAAAGGUCUAAGAUUGUACAUUCGCAUUGUAUUGAGUCUGUUAUUUUUUUUAAAUAAAUGAAUAGUAAUAUUCA